Hippocampus zosterae (dwarf seahorse) is the source of this 3078-nucleotide messenger RNA. Its product is annotated as caspase recruitment domain-containing protein 8-like. Gene Ontology annotation, biological process: regulation of apoptotic process. The coding region runs from base 303 to 2045 and encodes 580 amino acids. Lineage: Eukaryota; Metazoa; Chordata; Actinopteri; Syngnathiformes; Syngnathidae. The record is from RefSeq and is a predicted model, not a curated record. The transcript is spliced from 3 exons.
CUUUGGACAAAUUCACACUUCACAACAUUUUGGAGCAAAAGCCGCACACCUGAAGAUCUGUCACGACGCCCAAGUGUGCUUUGGAAUCCCUGCCUAAAAUGAAAGAAAGAAAUGGUGCUGAAAAUAUGUACGUGUAAUCGCUUGGCAUCAGUUUCAGGUAGAACAGGAACAGGAAGAGAUUACGACGCGCACGCAUCACUCAUCUUGCAACAAUUUGACAACACAAAUCAGUGCGACGCCGUCACAGGCUGAGGAAGAAGCGAGUCAGCGUGGGACUUAUACAGACGUCCCGGUGGACCGAGAUGUCGAGAGUCACGUCAACACCCAAGUUGGAAGAGGACAAAAUCCAACAGGCAAAGCAACAGCAACUCAGGGUUGCACAUGUCAAGCGGCUUUCAGUGCCUGAGGUUACGGUGAUUUGGCGCCAUCAAGCGCAUGACGUCACCGAGAUGAGGUCGGCCCAAAUUGAGACAAAAAGAAGGUCAUUUUACAGCUGGCUGUCUCAAGUGGUGAAACGUGUGGUGGUGUGCGUCGUCAACUACAGUUUUCGGCCCUCGGAAGCCGAUAACCAGCUAGACAAGGAAGUCUUGGAUGAGGUUCAUCACGCCGGCCGUGCUGCUUCAAAUCAUCCGCAACUCUCCAAUCUGGUUCUCCCCGAUCCAUUUUCAAAUCCCCUGCCUGUAAUUUCUGCAGUGACCACCGAUGUACUCACCGGGCCCCCUCCCAACACCACACACGUGGUCCGCUUGGAGUUGCACCCAUCCGAGCAACAGCAGUCGGCCGCCUACACCUACACCGUCCCGGCCUUUCCUCACGUCUGCUACUCGGGCCGAAGAGGAUGGCCGGGAAGCCACAACCAGUCCCGCUUGCCUCGCUCUUUCAGCUGCACUUGGCCCGGACAAACGGAAAAGAGCCCUGGCGUGACAACAUCUGCCAGCUCAUUGGACCUGUUCGUCAAAAACUUUGAGCACUGUACGCCGGACAUCACUUUGGGGGGGCCCAAGGAAACGUACCACAUACAUUGUUUCCGGGCCGGCGGCUACCAGUGCACGGCCACGGGCCUGGUCUUCGUCGUGGACGGACAAGGGGAUGUGCGUUAUAGCGUGGUCUCCUGGGACAUGGACCUCCUGGCCUCCAACCGCAAGAAGCCCGCAGGUCCGCUCUUUGACAUCGAGUGCGAGGGUCUGACGGUGCGUCAAAUUCACUUUCCGCACUGCGAGAUCCUGUCGGCGGGCGAGGUGGUCCACCCCUUGUGGGUGGCCCAUAUGAGGCACGAGGGCCUGGAGCUGAUCAGCCCCGAGGAGACCACCCCGACCCACGUCAUCGCCAACAUCUCGAGCUGCUCCGCUUUCGGGCUCAUGGAAAAUGACGACACUCCUCUCGUGCCCAUCCGUGCUCUGGUGGCCAUCUUCAUUGAUCCCGGGGUGCCGUCCCUCCAAGUUUUUUUACUCCCGGAGAAUGUGGUGCUGGAUCAAAUACGACGCGACCGGGCGAGAAAUAACGGCAACGAAAGGUUCAUCGAGACCAUUUCUGACUGCGAGCUGGUCCCGCAGCGGCAGUACACGCUGGCCAGCAGGAUGGAAUUAGACUCGGUCUACAUUCAACCGGACCGGGCGAAGUUUUACCCAGUGUCUCGCAACUACAGUCCUACGUUCCAAAUAUUUGAAUUUGGCAACUUGAGAUCAAUCCACCUGACACUGAGGGAACAUAAUGGCAUGGACUCCGUCUGGGGUGCCUUGGUUCCUUUGGUGGCAGAGGCACAGAGACAGCGUGGAUCCCUUGUUAGAGCUCUAAGAGACGUUUGGUCCGAGUUCAUCCUGCGGGUAUCGAUGCCCAUGUUGCAGAGCCUGGUGAACCGCCUGUUCUCGGCCAAUGUUCUCAGCGAGCUUGAAGAAGCGGCGCUGAGCAGCGAAACGAUACAAUUCCGCAAGGCGCGUUUCCUCCUCGUCACAAUCAUUAAUAAAGGUGAACCUGCUUGUGACAUGAUGGUUAGGUUUCUUCGUGAGUUAGACCCCUACACUGCGAAUAAUCUCGGUUUGGCGUGAACAUCGAUGUCGCAAGAGGCCACCCCGAAUGCAGCCUGGAUCCCCAGCAGACAGACGGACAGAAGAUUAGUAAAGAGACCAAGGAUGGGCAUCUUUGUUUCUCAAGGGCCCCGAUCCAGCAUGUUAUAAUUUCACACGCACUUAUUUUCUGUUUCAUUUCUCUAAAUUGUUACUUGAGAUUGUUUUCACAACAUACUAUACGAAGCAAAUUGUGAUCAUUUUAUGAACAGGUACGACUUGCAUUUUAUCAACCAGCAUGUCUUCAACUGUGUUUUCUGUAGCUGUGUAAUAUCAGUUCAUCUAUAAAUGUGUUUGAUCAACAACCAAUCUGGCAGAAGAAUGUGACAGGUGCAAUCAACAUCGCUGAUCACAGAAGUUUUUUCUUUGGACCUACAUGUUAUCAAUCUGUGUGUUAGAAUAAAAUAAAAGUACCGGUAAUAAAAAACAAGAGAUUUUUAUUUUAUUUCUUAUUGCCAGUUCAGAAUAGAAUAAUAGUUGCACAUGCCUCCCUCCUCCAAUAUGCUUGAUAGAAAUGAUCAGCUCUUCAGAAUGCACAGGAUCCUGAUUAUUUGAAUCGGGUGCGUUGGAGGAAGGAGACGUUUAAAACAUACAGCGUGGACCGGAUUUGGACACCCGUGAACGAUUUUGGACAAAUCCAAAUACCGGUAGUUAAAAUUUGAAAUGAACGAAUGCAUAAUGGACAUGUCCUGCACAGCUGAAGGCAGCAUUGUAACAGCCAAUGAGCGUCUUCUGGGGGCGGGGUUAGAUCAACUUGGCGACCCUUCAUAUAAUCUCAUCGUUUGACAGGAUGUCAUAAAAUGUAUCUAGCUGCAGACAAUCCAAACUAUAUCAAGUGAUACGCUCACUGUCCUCUUAUUAAACCAAUAAUCUCCGUCAACAAACGUUACGCCGUCAUAUUGAACAGAUGUUUACAGCUGAAUGAAGCGACAAGUGACAGGUGUCGGUCGAAGUCAGGUGUUGAAGUCAUUGUUGAAGCGUUGUUUUUAAAAGUUUGCCAUAGAAACCAGCUUUU